AUGAAUCGACAACGAGAGGCCGAAAAGGCCCUGCAUGACCAAACAAAUAUUCUCCCCUUCGCGCAGCUCAUGGUUGUCUUCACGGGUCUAGCAAUUUCUUUGCUGAUUUGCAUGGUUGACCAGAAUGGCAUCAGUGUCACACUACCAACAAUCUCACGCGAACUGGGUGCCCAGAAUACAAUCUCCUGGGCUGGAACCUCAUCGCUAAUUGCAAACACCAUGUUCACGGUGCUUUACGGCCGACUGUCAGAUAUCUUUGGCCGGAAAAUCAUGUACAUCUCCGCAUUAGUCUUGCUCUGUAUUGCAGACUUGCUUUGUGGCUUGUCCCAGAACCCGGCUAUGUUUUAUGUUUUCCGAGGCUUGGCUGGUGUUGCUGGUGGUGGUGUUACCUCUUUAACGAUGAUCAUUGUCUCCGAUAUCGUGACCUUGGAAAAGCGAGGCAAGUACCAGGGUAUUCUAGGUGCGUCUCUGGGUAUUGGCAAUAUCAUUGGACCAUUUCUGGGUGCUGCAUUCAUCAUGCGUUCAACGUGGCGCGGCUUUUUCUGGUUGAUUUCUCCAUUGGCUGCUUGCUCUGCAGUCGUUGGAUACUUCCUUAUUCCGAAUAAUGCACGCAAAGAUAGCUUCCGGGAAAACAUUGGCCGCAUCGACUGGUUCGGAUUGCUUGCAUCGUCCAUUGGUAUCAUUUUCCUCUUGAUUCCUAUCUCGGGAGGUGGAUCGUAUUUCCCCUGGGAUUCACCGAUGGUCAUCAGUAUGCUCGUUAUCGGAGGUUGUUCACUCGUUUCAUUUUUGCUCAUUGAAUGGAAGGUGGCUACACUUCCGAUGCUACCAGUGGUCUUCUUCCAAAAUAAGGUCGUCUCUGCAAUCUUCUUACAGAGCUUUCUGUAUGGUGCAGUUUACCAGGCAAGUCUUUAUUACCUGCCAUUGUACUACCAGAAUGCCCGUGGCUGGUCGCCAAUAGCCUCUGCGGCCAUGACAUGUCCUAUGGUUGCGGCCCAGUCAAUCUUCUCAAUCACAUCCGGACAGUACAUCUCACGAGUAAAGCGCUAUGGCGAAAUCAUAUGGAUUGGAUUUGGCUUGUGGACCCUAGGGUCGGGCCUCACGUUAUUAUUCGGUACCCACACCCAUCCGGCCGUUAUUGCAGUCAUUGUGGCAGUCAUGGGCGCCGGAAUUGGCUUCACAUUCCAGCCUACUCUCGUGGCCCUACAAGCCCAUUGCACCAAGUCCCAAAGAGCAGUCGUGAUCGCAAAUCGUAACUUCUUCCGCUGCAUUGGUGGUUCAUGUGGUCUCGCUAUCUCCGCAGCAAUUUUGCAAGCUACUCUUCGUUCUAAUCUACCAACCAAGUUCGCGUACCUGGCGGACUCUUCAUACUCGCUUCCCUCAAGAGCGAACCUCAGUGCAACUGAGUGGGCUUCAAUCCUGCUUUCUUACAGCAGGGCUUCCCAUGCAGUAUUCGUUCUGCAGGUCCCUCUCAUCGGCAUGUGCUUCCUGGCAUGCAUUUUCGUGCGUGACAGAGGUCUGGAGCGACCAAAGGAGCCGGAAGAGAUUGAAGAGGAAAAGCGGAAAGACAAAGAGAGGGAUACCGAGGCGGCUGCUUCUGAAUAA
Penicillium egyptiacum is the source of this 1602-nucleotide messenger RNA. The record is from the annotation of a GenBank genome assembly. Lineage: Eukaryota; Fungi; Ascomycota; Eurotiomycetes; Eurotiales; Aspergillaceae.